UCAAGAGCUCGCUUAUGCUUCCUUUAAUGUAGCAGCUCCCCCCUCCCUCCCCUUUUUCAAUUGCAGCGUUAAAAACACACACACACUCAUACACACACACACACGCACACACGCACACACACGCACACACACCCACACACACGCCAUCCUUCCCGCAGUGUGGGAGCUCCAAGCUGCUGUCUCAACACAACCAUGUGAUUGUUGGCCGCUUUUUCGCUUUUUUUUUUUGCUUUGUUUUUGGGGCUGGGACGGCGUGAGGUGCUCCUCAUGGAUGCUCGGAGCAGACCUCCGGAGAGCCGAGCAGCAGCAGCAGCACCACGUCACCCCGAGAGGCAGCGGUGUUGGAGAGCAGCAAUGGUCAAGUCAGCGAGAACCGCAGUGGAGCCGCACUGAGGCAAAUCCAGCCAAGCAGCCCCUGGUGUCCCGGGGGUGAGGGGGGGUUCCCAGCACUUUAAGGGGCGCAGGAAGCUGAGGACGUCCAAAUCUUUCCCCCCAAAACUCAGAUUAUUCCGCAUCCCCGCCGCAAGAUGACGGUGGUAUCAGGAGACAACGUGGACGAGACCUCGGCCGUGCCCGGCCACCCCCAGGACGCCUACCCGCCCCCGGACCACAACGACCACGAGUGCUGCGAGAGGGUGGUCAUCAACAUCGCCGGCCUCAGGUUUGAAACCCAGCUGAAAACUCUAUCGCAGUUUCCCGAGACGCUGCUGGGCAACCAAAAGCGCAUGCGCUACUUCGACCCCCUGCGGAACGAGUACUUCUUCGACCGGAACAGGCCCAGCUUCGACGCCAUCCUCUACUACUACCAGUCCGGGGGUCGGCUGCGGAGACCCGUUAACGUCCCCUUGGAUAUGUUCUCGGAGGAGAUCAAGUUCUACGAGCUGGGGGUGGACGCCAUGGAGAGGUUCAGAGAAGACGAGGGGUUCAUUCGGGAGGAGGAGCGCCCCCUGCCGGAGAAGGAGUUCCAGCGUCAGAUCUGGCUACUCUUUGAGCACCCGGAGAGCUCGGGUACCGCCAGGGGGAUCGCCAUUGUGUCGGUGAUGGUCAUCUUGAUUUCCAUUGUCAUAUUUUGUUUGGAGACUCUACCGCAACUGAAGGAGGACCCUAGGGGUCACUUGGAGACUGUGGGCAACAUCACCAUUUACUAUAAACCCAACAUUCUCACUGACCCAUUCUUCAUCAUCGAGACUCUCUGCAUCAUCUGGUUCUCCUUUGAGUUGAUUGUGCGCUUCCUGGCAUGUCCCAGCAAGCCGGCCUUCUUCAAGAACAUGAUGAACACCAUUGACAUUGUGGCCAUCAUUCCCUACUUCAUCACGCUGGGCACCGAGCUGGCCGAAGACCCCGACGCCGAAGGGGUCGGGGAGCAGGCAACGUCUCUGGCUAUUCUCAGGGUGAUCCGUCUGGUCAGGGUGUUUCGGAUCUUCAAGCUGUCCCGACACUCCAAAGGACUGCAGAUCUUGGGGCAGACCCUCAAGGCCAGUAUGCGGGAGCUGGGACUGCUCAUCUUCUUCCUAUUUAUCGGGGUCAUCUUGUUCUCCAGCGCCGUCUUCUUCGCAGAGGCCGAGGAGCAGGAUUCACAAUUCGGGAGCAUCCCGGACGCCUUCUGGUGGGCGGUGGUGUCCAUGACCACCGUGGGCUACGGGGACAUGGUGCCGGUCACCAUCGGGGGAAAGAUUGUGGGGUCUCUGUGCGCCAUCGCCGGUGUGUUAACCAUUGCCCUCCCCGUGCCCGUCAUUGUGUCCAACUUCAACUACUUCUACCACCGGGAGACGGAGGGCGAGGAGCAGGCGCAGCUGCUCAACGUCAGCAACCCCAACAUCCCGUCUGACACCAACUCCAGCCGCCGAAGUUCGUCCGUGGUCAGCAAAUCAGAGUACAUGGAGAUCGACGGCGACCUUAACAACAGCAUCGACAACUUUAGGGAGGCCAACCUGAGAACUGGCAACUGCACUAUAGCCAACCAGAACUGUGUGAACAAGAGCAAGCUUCUUACAGACGUUUAGCUAGCGAGACUUUGGAGGGGUUAGCUUCCCUCAGGGCGCGUUCACACUUGUCACCUUUGCUUCCGUCAAAACCAAGUCUGGUGCGUUUGCUUUGGUCGGUUGGGGUCAAAUGUGAACCUGAUCACUGGAACCCACACAAGUUGACCCAAGCCCGCUUGAGCUCAAAUGUGAAUGCUACACGGACCAAAUGACAAAUAUGUCUAAGCUCUGCUCCCCCUCUGUAUGUGUCUCUAAGAGUACAUCUCAAAAAUAACCCUGCAGUUUGAAAGCUCGGAGUCCAUUGAAGUCCUUGCUUCAAACUACUGCUGUCAAAGGACUACAAACAUCUGAUUAAUUACACUUUUGAAUCUGGAUUAAUCAUGAGCGUCUAUAGUCAAAACGAUGAUUCAUGCCUCUGUGAUUGGUCACUUGAGUUCACUACUUCACUGUCCUGGGUCACGUGACAAAAACACCAGCGUGACCGCUAAGCCAACUGCACCAAAGUCCACACUGACGGUUAUGGAUGUUUUUGUACUGAAGCGCAAGUGUGAACGCAGCCGGAGGCUUUCGUUAGGCCUCAUCUCAGUAGACGCUGUUAGAGUAGUUAGAUAGGCUAAUGAAUUCUCCCCCUCCCGCAAGUAUGUACCUCCCCUCUCCAAAACGCUACUGAUAACCUCACGCAGGUGUUAGGACGCAGAGCACACAGCAGGCAAUAUACUGCAUGGACACGCACGCUUCUGCAGCCAUGCGGCUUUCCCAAAAAAGAAGAAGCCAGCCAUCCAUCGUCCUCCACUCCCCCGCACCCACUCUUUGAAGGAUCUAAAAGCACCUUAUAGGAGGAAGACCGAUCUGGAUGUAAACACCCCCCCCCCCCCCUCCCAACCUGCUCCCCCCCUCCCCUUCCUGGAUAUCCGCAGUGGAAUCGUGCAGAUGACAGAGAACCACAGGCUUUAACGCAUGAUGACUUGACUUUCCAUUGGGACGCAUGCAGUGACACGUACCGCACUCGCCCGUGUCGGGUGACCCCCCCCCCCCCCACCGCCCCCUCCAGGUUUUCACACUCUAACACCAGACGAGGGUUUGAUUUGCCACAUUUAGAGACGUGAAUGGGAACACGCCAGAUCAUAGCAUGAUGAGGAACCUGCAUUAUGGUCUUUGGACAAGGGUUGUACCCUGGCAUAUUUAUUAAUGCAUGACAUGAGUAAGCAAGCUUGUUGCAACUCAGGCACUCUGCAGUGUCCUUUUUGUCUUCGGUCAGGGAAAAGGGAAGGAAAUCCAAUCCUUGCAUCGCAUUCAGAUAUAGCCAGAAUCUAACGAGUACUUAACGAGACUAAAUAACCAUUUAAUGAUAAGUGAGCUCCAAUAGCGCCGUGCAUGAGACAAUUAACCGUGCUUCCACUAAAUUGACUUAUUGGGAUGAUUCUGACUGCUAUGAGUUGCUAGUGCCUUUAUUCCACUCACCACCAGGACCAGUGGAAGUGCCUCUCAAGUCGUAAAAAGGAUGUGUGAGGUCGAGCAGAGCUGGUUGAGACGUGGGGUGUAUUAAUAAUAAUGUGAGCCAUGAGUGGGUGAAAAAAAAAAAAACGCACAAGCUGGUUUUCAUGCCCUCGCCGCUUAACGAAGCAGCAGCGACGUAAUGUACUUUCCAUGUUUACCAAUCCAAAUCAAAAGGGAAUAUUUACAGCUUUUGGCCAUCACUUAUUCAUGCCUGGCUUUGUUUUUUUUGGUGAGUGUGCAUCUUUUUCAGGGUCUCUACCUCAGUGAGGUCAUUGCAAACUUGCUGCAUGCAAGCUUCAAUGCAGGGCUUCCUUAUAACGCAAAACGGAGCCAUAACGCUCAAAAACUGCAGUGGUGCAAUAUUGAAUGUGAGCGUCCCAAAGCAUCGCCGCCCUUACACGAGCACUUAAAGGAGAGAGAGAGAGAGAGAGAAGUGUAUCACCAUUACGCUCCAUCUCCUUAGUCAGUCUUGUUUUCUUCCACUUAUUACGCUACGCACAAUCAGAAUGUUGAAUUGUAGAGAUUGUUUGAACUCUCCUUCCUGAGGGACUGUUUUAUAGACGCAUCUUUCUUUAACACCACGCUCCCCAAAGCUGUGUGACAAACCCCCAACACACACACGCACGCACACACACACACACACACACACACACACACACGCUUGGUAUCCUUGACUGCAGCUCUCGGGCAUUAUGAUGAACACAACAGUGCACAAUUUGCACAGCUACUUUUCUUUUUAGGAUUACUGCGCUUGCUGUUAGUAGUGAAUGUUAUUUGUUUUAUUUGAUGUAUAUAUAUUUUUUUUAAUAUUAUAUUUUCAAUUAUGCCAUUUAUUCAUUACCAUUUUUUUUUUUUUUUUUUUUUUUUACUAUUACGUAUAUAUAAUGUAUUAUUCUGGAUUAUUUUACUUUCUCAAUUGCUCCAGACAGAGUCACUGUAGCCAGGCUGGAACUUUAAUGAGUGA
Messenger RNA from Entelurus aequoreus (snake pipefish), 4443 nucleotides. Its product is annotated as potassium voltage-gated channel subfamily A member 1-like. The record is from RefSeq and is a predicted model, not a curated record. Gene Ontology annotation, cellular component: neuronal cell body; voltage-gated potassium channel complex; membrane. Lineage: Eukaryota; Metazoa; Chordata; Actinopteri; Syngnathiformes; Syngnathidae. Gene Ontology annotation, biological process: protein homooligomerization; potassium ion transmembrane transport. Gene Ontology annotation, molecular function: delayed rectifier potassium channel activity; protein binding.